CGGCCGCGGGGCGGGGCCUGAGCCGCCGCCAUGCGCCCCGCGGGCCCGCCGUGCUGCGCGCUGCUGCUGGCGCUGGCGCUGUGCGCCGCGCACCGGGCGCGCCCCCGGAACGUGCUGCUGCUCCUGGCGGACGACGGCGGGUUCGAGAGCGGCGCCUACAACAACAGCGUCAUCCGCACGCCGCACCUGGACGCGCUGGCCCGCCGCAGCCUGACCUUCCGCAAUGCCUUCACGUCCGUCAGCAGCUGCUCGCCCAGCCGCGCCAGCCUCCUCACCGGCCUGCCCCAGCAUCAGAACGGCAUGUACGGCCUCCACCAGGACGUCCACCACUUCAACUCCUUCGAGAGGGUGCAGAGUCUGCCGCUGCUGCUCCGCAAGGCCGGGGUCCGCACAGGCAUCAUCGGCAAGAAGCACGUGGGGCCGGAGGCCGUGUACCCCUUCGACUUCGCCUACACGGAGGAGAACGGCUCCAUCCUGCAGGUGGGCCGCAACAUCACCAGGAUGAAGCAGCUGGUGCGGCAGUUCCUGCAGACUCAGGACCACAGGCCCUUCUUCCUCUACGUGGCCUUCCAUGACCCGCACCGCUGCGGCCACUCCCAGCCCCAGUACGGGCCCUUCUGUGAGAAGUUCGGCAACGGGGCGAGCGGCAUGGGGCGCAUCCCAGACUGGACCCCGCAGACGUACGACCCCCAGGAUGUGCUGGUGCCCUACUUCGUCCCCGACACCCCUUCUGCCCGCGCUGACUUGGCCGCCCAGUACACCACCAUCGGCCGCAUGGACCAAGGCAUCGGGCUGGUUCUGGGGGAGCUGCAGGGAGCCGGCGUCCUGAACGACACCCUGGUCAUCUUCACGUCCGACAACGGGGUCCCCUUCCCCAGCGGCAGGACCAACCUGUACUGGCCGGGCACUGCCGAGCCCCUGAUGGUGUCCUCCCCGGAGCACCGGGCUCGCUGGGGCCAGGUCAGCGAGGCCUACGUCAGCCUCCUGGACCUGACGCCCACCGUGCUGGACUGGUUCUCCGUGGCCUACCCGCGCUACUCCAUCUUCGGCUCCCAGCCCGUGCGGCUGAGCGGCCGCUCCCUGCUGCCCGCGCUGCGGGCUGAGCCGCCCUGGGACACGGUGUUCGGCAGCCAGAGCCACCACGAGGUCACCAUGGCCUACCCCAUGCGCUCCGUGCAGCGCGGCCGCCUGCGGCUGCUGCACAACCUACACUUCCAGGCGCCGUUCCCCGUGGACCAGGACCUGUACGUGUCGCCCACCUUCCAGGACCUGCUCAACCGCUCGGCGGCCGGCGCGCCCACCCGCUGGUACAAAGACCUGCGCGCCUACUACUACCGCGAGCGCUGGGAGCUCUACGACCGCGCCCGAGACCCCCGCGAGCUGCACAACCUGGCGGCUGACCCGGGCUACGCCGAGGUGCUGCGGCUGCUGCAGGCCCAGCUGAGCAAGUGGCAGUGGGACACGCAGGACCCCUGGGUGUGCGCCCCCGGGGGCGUCCUGGAGAGCCGCCUCUCGCCUCAGUGCCAGCCGCUGCACAACGGGCUGUGAGCGACGGGCCCCGAGGCCGGGACGCCCCCUCCCGGGGCCCCGGCACUGGACAGGGUGCGGGUGGGCUGCAGGCCCAGAGGGUCCUCUCUGCAGUCGGCGCAGCCAUCGGCUUUGGCCCAGCCUGGCCCGUACAGCCCCCGGGGCCGCCAGCCGGUGCCCACUGCCUCCCCCAGCCCUGGACAGGGCCCCGAGGCUCCCCCAGUGACGCUUGGUGUCGGGUCCCGGAGGGCCUGAGUCCACACCCGGCCCCCACCCUGCGCUGUGCCUGGGAGAGGCCGCCCUUCACCGGGACCCCCGGCCGCCCAGCACCCUGGGGCCCAUAAGGAGGAGGCCACAGGCUGGACCUUUGGAGCUGCUUUUUCAUCAGUAAAGUACAUGAAGGUU
Molecule: messenger RNA, 1932 nt
Organism: Sorex araneus (European shrew)
Lineage: Eukaryota; Metazoa; Chordata; Mammalia; Eulipotyphla; Soricidae
Gene: SGSH
Product: N-sulfoglucosamine sulfohydrolase
Exons: 8
Coding region: 31-1548 (505 amino acids)
Biological process (GO): heparan sulfate proteoglycan catabolic process; glycosaminoglycan catabolic process
Molecular function (GO): N-sulfoglucosamine sulfohydrolase activity
Source: RefSeq, a predicted model, not a curated record